AAAACCAUGCACUCCAAGAUGUCAGAGAAGCGUGGAAGGCAAAAAGUUGUCCGGCCGCCGAUCUACAGAAUUGAAAAUGAGUACAAUCCGGAAGCGAUGCCUCAGUAUUUUCAGAUUUCAGUGAACGUUUUGGAAGGGAGAAAACUUGGUUGGGUCAACCGUCAUUCCGCAAACUCCUAUGUAAUCGUGUCAGUCGGCAAGACAAAACAAAGAACUAGUAUCAAGAGGAAUAAACAGGAACCUUGUUACAGAGAAAGAUUUGUAUUCGAGCUUUAUACGAGCAUUCGUGAUCUGCAGCAGUCGAGCUUGUGGCUCUCUGUAAUGGAGCCGAGGUGUUGUGCCCCACCGCGUUUGCUCGGUGAAGCUAGCAUUGAUCUUGAAGCCGUUUGGAUACAACCGCAACAUCAAGUUUUCCACAAAUGGGCACAACUUAAUUUGCCUAGCGAUCCUAAAGCAGGAUCUGUUGGCUUACUACAAGUGGAUGUGUCAAUAGUGUUAAGAGUAGAAACACAUAAUAUUAUUCCUUCAGGAGUCAGAGACUACAAGUCGAAAGAUAACCUUCUCCUGCCAUCUGGUUGCGAACUGCAAUGUGCCAAUUAUCUAAUAACUAUAUACAAAGCAUUUGGUCUACCUAAUGGCUCACUGUCACAAAGUGAUAAACGUUCGGCGAAACCACCCAGUACAUUUGUCAGGGUCUCAUUUUGCGGUCUUGUGGCUAAAACUGCAACACUUCAUCGCAGUGUUAAUCCCAUUUACUGUGAAAGAAUAUCAAUGGUAGAGAUGUUUCCAAACAUGAGUCAAUAUAUUCGUUUUGAAGUUUGCGCGGCUGAAGGAUGCUUUAAUCGAGUUUUAGCUUCCACACAUUUAAAGUUAGGAGAGAUAUCCCACGAUGGACAAAACGGUUACUUGCCAACAUUUGGCCCAUCGCUACUUCAUAUGUAUGGAACAUCAGUUAAGGGAACACUUGGACUGACUGAAGAGGACGGGCCCUAUCAUCGUGGUUCCCUUCUGGUUGCGCUCAACACGAUCGUACCCUUUUAUCAGAGGGCAUUCAGAAGUAUAACCUUGGAACCCGUAGCACCAAUAAGACCAGAACUUUUGUGGAUACUCGAAGAUUUUUGUAUAUUUUGCCCAAUUUUUGAAGUAUCGGUAUUAGAUCGGAGGAUAGCUGGCAAAUUUUGUGGCGUUGCAAUUACGAUGGGUGAAAUGCCUUGUGAAAGUAAGGCUGAUGCAGAAUUUAUCGAUUAUACAAAUGAAAUUCGAGCUCGUAAGAUGCAUUAUACCGGAUGUUUGGAAGUUUAUAAAAAUCAACCAGAUUAUGGAUACUUAGACUUCUCUAACGCGUUCCCUGUACUGCAACUCGCAAUAAGACUUCCAGACUUCAGAUUUAGGAUGUAUAGAAAUAAUAUGGUCCACUGGAUUGUCACAGACUUGAAUUCAGCGACAAGUGAAGUCAGACGUCGAUUGAAGAACUUGGAAUACUCUAACCCUAAUGAACUCAUGGAGGAACUGAACAAAGCCUUAGAUGACGCUUCAGGAAACAUAAUAAAGUUCCUAGACAUCGUACAAUAUUUCAACCCGGAUGGUUGCGGCAGUGAAGAUAAUUUGUUAAACUAUAGUACCGAGUUAGAUUUGAAACAAUUGGCUCUGCAGAAGGAGGAAAUUGAAAAGAUUCAACAGCAAUUGUCACGAAAGUUUAUAAGUAGAUCAAAACUGAGUGUCAUAACUUCUAACACCAACGGAGUUGAUGACAUUACUAAGAAGGCAAUUAAACAUGUUUUGAAGGAAAUGCACAAUUUGGCACAGAAUUUAAAGAAACUCAUUUAUGCGACUUAUGAAGGCUGGCCUGAUGUCAUUGUAUGGCUUCUUAAUGAAGGUUCGAGGGUGGCAUACACUAAAAUAUCUGCAGCUGAUAUCAUCCAUUCAGUAAUACCAGAGCAAAUUGGAAAGGAAUGUGGACGAAUUCAAAGCGUUUACAUGAAGCCUAUUAAAUGUUUAAAGCACGUGAACCCACUGGCUACAGGUUGCCACUGUAUUGCAGGAAAAGUAGAACUUCUUUUGUGGAUGGGGCUUUACCGACAAAGAUCCGUUUUCGAUUUUUACCUACCCAGCGGAUACAAUCUUAAAGUGAAGGAAUAUGAAAUGAGUCUAAAAAGUACUACCAUGAUGGUAGAGUGCCGGGCUUUCAUUUAUAAGGCGAAACUAAGCGGCGAUUGCAAUCGAAUUCAUUCCCUGCAAACUUUUGUAAGAAUAAAUUCAAUGGCAAGUGAAACAGAGACAAAGGUCAAAUGUAAAACACUAACGCCGGUAUGGAACCAGGUUCUCAAGAUUAACAAAAUGGUGUCCAUGACCCCGAAGAGGCUAGCUAUCAGCCCACCCAUUGUUUUGGUUGAAGUCAACAAUACAGACUUAUCGGGCAAAAGUGAUUUAAUUGGCCGUUUUCAAGUCCAGCCAAUGGUUAACGAAAACCAAAAUUAUGAAUCAGCACCUAAGCUGCAAUGGUACGAUUUGUACAAAGGGGUUGAAUGUACUGGACAGCUGCUUAUGUCCGUCCAGUUGUUACAGGUACCAGAAAGAGCACUCAAAACUACAGUAUACGAUUCAGAUGAGGAUUGCUAUGUCGCAUCUGCAUCCGUAUCUAAAGAAGUUAAUGAAGAUCUUGAAACUCUACCAAUGAACCUUCUACCAAAAUUUAUCACUUACAAGGUUGAUAUAUACUGGUGGGGUCUGCGCGACCUAAACGUAACGAAUAAGCCCAGCGUGAUCUUGGAGAUUGAAGAAGUGAGCAUCAAAUCAGAGGUCAUCACAAGCAAACAAUCAAACUGCAACUUUUCGGAUGGACGUACAUCUCAAAUAUUUGAAGCACCGCAGCAAGAAUCGUACAGGCCUUUGUUAAACAUAAAGUUAUUAGAUAGCACCACUUUUGGAAGAACUCUGUACGUCGGUACAAAAUUAGUGAAGAAUCCAACGAAGUACAUAGUGAAUUGGCUGCCUAAAGCUGAAAGAGACGCGUCUCUUAGACGUGCGUCGAUAGUCUCUUCAGAUUUUGUUCAAGUAAAUCAAAUGCUAUUCAUCAAGAAAAGUUCCCAACAACUCAAACGGAGCAUUAAUUACGGCAGUAACGACUCAAUAAGAAAUAGUCCAAUUAAACGUAAAGAAAAAUGUAAGAAAUGGCACAAAUUGUUUUGCCAUAGGGUGCCAGAUGAAGAGGAAUUCACGCUGCUACCUAUACUCAACCCAAAAAAACAUAUCGUUGCUACGACGUUGAGUGAUGAUGAUAACGAUUGGUGGUUGAAAUACUUGCGUUCUGAUAAUAUAUAUGAAUCGGAGCUUGAGAAUCAAGCGGAGUUUUCGAAGUUUCGAGAUUGGUGUUCGUCGAUAAAACUUUAUAAUGGAAAGAAAACAGGUAUCCUAGAGAAAGACGAACAACUCUACUGCGGGAUUUUAAAAGCUGGGAUCGCUCUCUACAGGUGGCCCCCAACUGCUAAUACUGUAGCGGUUACCGAUACCGGAGUUGACUUGAAUAAAGGCUUUUUUUAUGGUCACCCGUCUAACGAUCCGGCACACUUUUUAAUUAGAGUUUACUUAGUGGAGGGAUUUAAUUUGAAAACUAAAGAUGGCACUGGAAAAUCGGACCCUUACGUUAUACUAAGUUACGGCAAAAAACACUUGGGAGAUAGAUAUAGUUAUGUGGCUAACACCUAUAACCCUAUAUUUGGAAGGAUGUAUGAAUUCAGGUGCAAACUACCAGACGAAUACCUUCUGACAAUAUCGCUCUACAAUUACGAGGGAUCCCAACCAGAUGAACUGCUCGGCUGCACUAGCAUUGACUUGGAGGACAGAAUUUACUCCAAGCAUCGAGCACGAGUCGGUCUACCGUAUGAAUAUAGCUUAAUUGAAAAAUCGAAAUGGCGAGAUUGCGUUAAACCUUCCAUAAUACUCGAAGAGUUAUGUUUAGUAAACCAUUUUCCUGCGCCGUAUUUCUUCCCCGACAGUACAACUGUAAUGGUAAACGGAGUUGAAUAUAAAGACAUUGAACGAGAAAAAACCGUAUUUUCCGCAUCAGAACGCAAAGAGAACUUGUGCUUAAGUAUUCUACGUAAUUGGCACACUCUACCGAUAUGUGGCUAUCAUUUAGUUCCAGAACAUGUUGAAACGAGGUCGUUAUAUAAUCCGGAAAGCACUGAAACUGAUCACGGAAAACUUCACAUGUGGGUUGACAUAUUUCCUUUGGACACUGGAGCGUAUAUACCACCACCCAUUGACAUAACACCUAGAAAGGUGGAGGACUACGAACUAAGGCUAACAAUUUAUUCUGUUCGAGCUUUGCUUGCAGCUGAUUGUCCAACAAGGAAAAGCUCAGAUUUGUAUGUAAGAGCAUGUCUCGGAUCUACCGAUCAAGCCCAAAAGACUGAUGUACAUUACCAAAGUCGAGACGGUGAAAGUAAUUAUAACUGGAGAAUGAUUUUUAAUUUCCAAUAUCAACCUUCAGUGCGAAAGCUCGUUCGUAAAGAAAAAGGUAUAUUCACUGAGUACGAGGAGAAUAUUCCACCUAUACUAAUAAUUCAGCUAUUGGAUAAUGAAGCUACUUGUAUGGAUGAUUGCUUAGGUUCACUAAUGCUAAAUUUAAACGCAAUACCAAAAGGUGUGAAACAAUUCGACGACUGUACGUUAGACGUUUUGGAAAAUCCUAAGAAAAUCAACCUAUUUUCAGCUAGGUUUCUACGAUGUUGGUGGCCUUUAAGUAUUAUCGAUCAAGAUUCUGUUACAACUUUGUUAGCCGGUAAAAUCGACUUAGAAAUCACUUUGCUGCUGCAAGAAAAUGCGACCUUAAUUCCUGUUGGCGUAGGUAGAGAACCACCUUUUGCAUUACCUGAACCUAUGAGACACGAAGGUUCCUCAAACAAGAUUUGUUCUAAAUUGGUAAAUAUGUACUACCGAAUUCGAUCAAAGUUUGUUGGGCUGGUGGCAUUCGGUGCUUUUAUUUGGUUUGCUGUUAUUUUUGCUUUAUAUUUCCAAUUACCGUUUAAAAUGUCGUACUGGCUAAUAUAG
Pararge aegeria (speckled wood butterfly) is the source of this 5052-nucleotide messenger RNA. RefSeq names its product fer-1-like protein 6 (gene mfr). Gene Ontology annotation, biological process: plasma membrane organization. The record is from RefSeq and is a predicted model, not a curated record. The annotation marks the transcript as partial. NCBI's taxonomy places the organism in Eukaryota, Metazoa, Arthropoda, Insecta, Lepidoptera, Nymphalidae. Gene Ontology annotation, cellular component: membrane. The transcript is spliced from 31 exons.